UUCUUUUUUUUCUAACGCAGAGUAUUCGAGCCUUCGAUCCGACUACUCCCUGCGGUCCUAAAGGAGAGGCCCAUUCCUCGCAAACACGAUCUCUCCGGAACUCGAACCGUGGUCGCCAUAUUCUAAAGAGGACCAACGAAACUACUCGAGUCACCCGGGUUGGGCAGUAUCAGAAGUUGAUUGGCUUAGGGAAAUUCCAUUUAAAGGAGUCCAGAAAAGUUGAAGGUUGCUUACCAAACAAACUUCGUCACUGCACAAUUUGAUUCAAGGCGGAACAAUGGGUAGUGACUAUGAUGAAGACGACUAUAUUAGCAACGAGAGUGAUGAAGACGAACAUGACAUAUAUGAGGACGAGGCUGUUGAUGAUGAAGAUGAUGGAGACGCCUACAUCGCUGAUGAUAUUGAUGAAGACAAAGAAUCCAUGGAUAGAAUUACGGAGAAGAAUUUUAUUGUGUUGGAGGCUGAAGACAUCCGAAAACUUCUACAGGAUGAAAUCGCGAAAGUUUCAUCCAUUCUCUUCGUUUCAAGAGAAGCAGCAACGAUUUUAUUGUGCAACUACAAUUGGGAUGUUGAUAAAAUCAGUGAAGAAUGGUUUGCCAAUGAAGAAAAGGUCCGAAAAGCUGCUGGAUUGUUGGAGAACUAUUCGGCUCGUGAUCUUUCAAAAAAAGAGUUCUUUUGUGGGAUUUGCUUGGAGAAUCAUGAUUGUUGUUAUGAUGCUGUUGGGAUUGCAUGUGGUCAUCUCUUUUGUAAGACCUGUUGGAAAACUUAUAUUAGCACAUCCAUCAAUGAUGGCCGCGGCUGCUUGAUGUUGAGAUGCCCUGAACCCAAGUGCAGAGCCACAGUUGGUGAAGAGCUGAUUUAUUCUUUGGCAUCUGAUGAAGACAAGGAGAAAUACAACAAUUAUCUUGUUAGAUCUUAUAUUGAAGAUAGGAAGAAGACUAAGUGGUGUCCUGCCCCUGGAUGUGAUUGCGCUGUUUAUUAUAUUGUUGGAAGUAGUAAUGGAAGAAACUUUGAUGUUACAUGCAAUUGUUCGUAUGGAUUUUGCUGGAAUUGUUUGGAGGUGGCUCAUAGUCCGGUGGAUUGUGGCACCACAGGGAAGUGGAUUGUAAAAAACAGUUCAGAAGCAGAGAAUACGAAUUGGAUCUUGACUUAUACGAAGCCAUGUCCAAAGUGCAAGAAACCAAUCGAGAAGAAUCAGGGUUGUAUGCACAUGACCUGUAAGUCCCCGUGCAACCAUCACUUCUGUUGGCUUUGUUUAGGUCCAUGGUCAGCCCAUGGCGAGAGAACAGGCGGGUAUUAUGCCUGCAAUGCCUAUGAGCGAGCAAAGCAAAGUGGAGAAUACGAUGAAGAUAAAAACAAGAGGGAGAUGGCCAAGAAUUCAUUGCGGAAAUAUGCACAUUAUUACGAGAGGUGGGCUGGUAAUGAAAAGUCGAGGAAAAAAGCAUUGAAGGAUUUGAAACUGAUGGAAACCAUCCAUCUUGAGAAGCUGAGUGAAAUCCAGGGCGAACCUGAGACUGAAUUGCAGUUCAUCAUCCGUGCCUGGGCACAAAUUGUGGAAUGCAGGAGGGUUUUAAAAUGGACCUAUGCCUACGGCUACUAUCUACCGGAGGAUCAGCACAAGAAAAAGCGGCUUUUUGAGUACAUCCAAGGGGAAGCUGAGGCUGCUUUGGAGAGACUUCAUCAAUGUGCGGAGACAGAACUGCAAAAGUAUUUCUGCGAAGGAGUACUUCAGGAGGAAUUCAAUGAUUUUCGCCAUAAGUUAGUGAAUCUAACUGGUUGGACUGGAUAUUAUUUUGAUAACUUGGUUAGAGCUAUAGGGAAUGAUCUGAUCUUAAAUUGUCAGGAUAGUUGAAGAGUAGCAAAGAUGCACCUCGUUGCUGUGAGUUUACUACUUUUUUGAGUUACUGAAUUUCUGUACAUUGGUAAAUUCAUUACAGGCAUGGGCAAUAUAUCUCCGGUAGUACUCAGCAGCUAGUUUCUUGAACUAGAAAAGCACACUGAUUUUCUUGUAGUUCAUCAAUAAGAAUGAAGUGGAUAUAACAGGUUGAUAUUGCCAA
Messenger RNA from Coffea arabica (coffee), 2057 nucleotides. The record is from RefSeq and is a predicted model, not a curated record. Lineage: Eukaryota; Viridiplantae; Streptophyta; Magnoliopsida; Gentianales; Rubiaceae.